AGAAUAGAAAGAAUUUUAUUGUACUUUUGUAUGGCACUCUGUAGGCAGGACGUUGUACUGGCGUCAUUAAGGUCUUUGAUAAUAAGGUAGUCGCCUUUAGUCCAAAAUGGCGGAGGCGUGGCUCUGCUGCUAGCGUUCACUUCUUGUCAAAAACAGGUGGAGCCUAUGGGAGCAUCACAUACAGUGCACUGCCCUCUGCUGGACGGCAGCUGAAUCCUUCACCAGGCUCAAUAAUUUAAUCAAAGAAGAGGAUGCGUCUCGUGCAUUCUGGUCCCCACUCAUUAUGAUCACACCAUCGUGUUUCGCGUGAACAGCCCGCUCGCCCAUUUCAUUGGUGCCCGUCGGAGGCUGGGAUGGGCACAAUCCUUCAGGAGCGGAUGCCACAACAAUGUCUGGAGAGGCUCUCCAUCACAGAGAGGGAAUGGAAGAAAAAGGUGCAGUGGAGCAACAGCAGGCCUAAUGUGGCCAGCAAUAAAAUGGGUAGACGGCAGUCACAGAGGAAGUCACUGCAGCCACAGCACACGCGCCCAAGUCAAGAGAAUAAUCAUGAGAAAAGGGUGCAGCAAAGAAGAAAGCACAAGCCGAACACCACCUCGACCAAGUGCAAUAUUUCACAACACAGUGCUCAGGGAACCUCAGAGUCAAAGUCCCAUCCCUUGUGCCCUCCUGCAGAGGACAAGAUGAAGCAGAAGGUCCAGCAGGCUGCUCAGCGCUGCGGCCACCGAGAGCAGAAGCACAGAGGGAGCAGACGCACAGCAGCCUUUCCCCACCGCCGCCUGUGUGACUCCAGUCCUGAUCUGCUGGAGAGACGCUCACCAAACCAGGAGGCAGGAUGUCUGAGUGGCCAUGGAGAAGGCGACAGUGACACUGACUUGUCAGACUCAGAGAGACUUCCUGUGUUGCCCUCUGUUCAGGUUCCUCCACAGCUCGAGCUGCGGCCAGAGGUCAUCGAAGCUGAAGACUCUCCCUCUUGCAGCCGAAGACCCAGGAGACACGGCCAUGGUGGGUUUGACUUCCCAGACUUCCUGCCUCCACCUUUUAAUUCCUGGAGCCUCAGUCAGCUGGCUGUUUUCUAUAACAUGGAGGGCCGCGGGGCUCCUCGACCCAGGCCUGUGGGCCCUUUGGAAAGGUACUUGGAGAGGCUACUGCAGCUAGAGUGGCGCCAGAUCCAGACUGUCCAGGAGGAGAGUGGGAAGUCAGCUGUAUCAGAGGUUUUAUCCAGCUGCCACAGGUCACCUGCCGCUGCCUCGUCACGCCUCAGCUCUCCAAAGUGUAUCCUCCAGUGUCAGCGUGCCUUCCCCCUCACCUUCCUCUCUUCUCUGGCCAGUCACUCUGCCCUGCUCUCUGGCUGUGCCUGCACCCUGUGCCGGAUCCGCUACACCACCUGUGGCGUGUCCUGCUGCCGCUCCACCCACAGCCACACCCUUCAGUCAAGACUGAGCCCAAUGCUGGAGCGCAGGGGCCCCGUGUCGCUUCCUAAAAGGAGCUACAGUGAGAGCCGGGUGCACUCCUCAGACAGAGGCUCAGCAUACCGGGCUCCUAGGUUCAGCAGCCCCGUGAGGGCCAACAGCCACAUGAGACGGAUGCAAGCUCUGGGCAACAUUCGCAAUCCUGUUCAAGGUGCUAACACCAAGCCUCAUUCUGCCAGGGACUUGAGUGUCGGGGCUGGGAGGGACCAGCUGGGAACACGGGGGGAGGUUUUGGACUACAGGACAGGGGGGGUUAGGAAAAGGAGUGGCUCAGAGCAGAGAAAAAGUGCGGCAGAAAGACAAGAUGUAUCGGAGAGGCGCCGGAGUGGCUCUGAGUGUAGAAGAGGAGGGGGUGAGCGGAGGAGAGCAGCUGAGCUCAAGGAACGGGAGAUAAAACCAGAUGCUGUGACGGCAAUAAUGGACAAUUUACCAGGGUCCAAAUAUUCUCCUGUAAACAGACCAAACAGGCCAAAACAGGUCGACUUUGGUACAUAACAGCAACUUGAGUACUGUUAGUGUAACUGUAAGCCACAGCCACAAUCAUCAAACUAAAUAAUUCAUUAUGAAUGUAUAUUAUUAUGUUUUUCCUCACUCAAACGGGUUGACAAUAGGUGUAGCAGGUAUUUUUCAUGUAUUUUUCACUAGUGGAUGAUUGUUUUUUUCUUAUCUUAUUAUUGUCAUAUUAUCACGUUUAAUCCAAUGCUGUGAUUGCAGACAAAUAAGCUAAUGUUCCAGGCAGUGUAUGUCCUAAACAUGCACUAUUGAUCAUAGUUGUUAUGAGCAUGCAGAUAUUUAUAUAAAAAGUUAAGUUAACCCAGUAAGCCUAUGUAAAUAUUUGUAUGCAGGAGUUUUCAGCACUCUGCCAGUUUUACAAGUGAUGUGAAUAAAGAAGCCACUUCUGAUUUGGUCUGUCAGUAAAAUAACUGCUUAACAAAAGUUAAUAAAAGUUAUCAAACAAUU
Messenger RNA from Thunnus maccoyii (southern bluefin tuna), 2429 nucleotides. RefSeq lists its product as uncharacterized. Bases 354 to 1964 code for a protein of 536 amino acids. The transcript is spliced from 5 exons. Lineage: Eukaryota; Metazoa; Chordata; Actinopteri; Scombriformes; Scombridae. The record is from RefSeq and is a predicted model, not a curated record.